ACUACGACGACUACUACUACGACUACUACGACUACUACCACUACUACGACGACUACUACUACGACGACUACUACUACGACUACUACGACGACUACCACUACUACGACGACUACUACUACGACGACUACCACUACUACUACUACUACUACUACUACUACUACUACUACUACUACUACUACUACUACUACUACUACUACUACUACUACUAGUACUACUACUACUACUACUACUACGACGACUACCACUACUACUACUACUACUACUACUACUACUACUACUACUACUACUACUACUACUACUACUACUACUACUACUACUACUACUACGACGACUACCACUACUACGACGACUACUACUACGACUACUACGACGACUACCACUACUACGACGACUACUACUACGACUACUACGACUACUACGACGACUACUACUACGACUACUACGACGACUACCACUACUACGACGACUACUACUACGACUACUACCACUACUACUACUACUACUACUACUACUACUACUACUACUACUACUACUACUACUACUACUACUACUACU
Mya arenaria is the source of this 555-nucleotide messenger RNA. RefSeq lists its product as uncharacterized. The annotation marks the transcript as partial. NCBI's taxonomy places the organism in Eukaryota, Metazoa, Mollusca, Bivalvia, Myida, Myidae. The record is from RefSeq and is a predicted model, not a curated record. The transcript has a single exon.